Molecule: messenger RNA, 3005 nt
Organism: Paramisgurnus dabryanus
Lineage: Eukaryota; Metazoa; Chordata; Actinopteri; Cypriniformes; Cobitidae
Product: cytochrome P450 2J4-like
Biological process (GO): xenobiotic metabolic process
Cellular component (GO): intracellular membrane-bounded organelle; cytoplasm
Molecular function (GO): oxidoreductase activity, acting on paired donors, with incorporation or reduction of molecular oxygen, reduced flavin or flavoprotein as one donor, and incorporation of one atom of oxygen; heme binding; iron ion binding
Source: RefSeq, a predicted model, not a curated record
CAAUUUGUUGUCCAAAAAAAUGCAGGAACAACUUACAUUUAAAGUUCUUUAUGUAUGUAAUUUGUUUGUUUAGGCUAUCUUUGCAUCAAUGAAAAUGACAUCACAGACAUUAUUACAUCUGGUGGAUCAGUGGAUUGACGUACAAGGAGUCUUGAUAUUUCUGUGCGUUCUGCUGUUGGUGAAACACGUGUAUGAUGUUCGUUCAAGCAACAUGCCACCUGGUCCCUUCCCUCUGCCCUUCAUCGGAAACUUGCUGAACAUCGGAUUUAAUGAUCCAAUGGAGUUCUUCCCAAAGAUGGCCAAGUGGUACGGCGAUGUAAGCACAUUCUAUCUUGGAGACAAACCCUGCAUACUGCUCACCGGAUAUGAGACGUUUAAAGAGGCGUUUGUGGAACAAGCAGACAUCUUCACCGAACGGCCGUUCUUCCCUGUCAAUGAGAGAAUCAGUAAAGGAAAAGGUCUGAUCUUCUCCGGUGGGCACAUGUGGCGCCAGCAGAGAAGUUUCGCUGUGGCAACACUGAAAUAUUUUGGUGUGGGAAAGAAAACUUUGGAAAACUCCAUCCUGCAGGAGUGUCAGAUUGUUUGUAAGGCUCUGCAGGAUGAAGAAGGUUUGCCUUCCGACCCUCACCACGUGUUGACCUAUGCAGUGGGGAAUAUAAUAUGCAGUUUGGUUUUUGGAUACAAGUUCGAGUAUGACGACCAGAGUUUUCAUCAGCUGUUGAAGUAUUCGGACGAUACCUUUAAACUGCCUGUCAAUAACUGGGGUCGGUUGUAUAACCAGUUUCCCACCAUGAUGUCCUUCCUGCCUGGGAAACACCAGACGACGUUUGCCAACCUUUCAAAGCUUAAGCUCUUUUUUCAGGAAGAAAUUAGGAAACACAAAGAAGACAGAAACCCAUCAAGUCCCAGAGAUUACAUUGACUGCUAUCUGGAUGAAAUCGAGAAGAGUAAAGACAGCGAGGCAGAGUUCACAGAAGACAAUCUGAUACACUGUGUUCUGGAUCUGUUUGGAGCAGGAACAGAAAGCACGGCUAAAUCUCUCCGAUGGGCUUUACUCUACAUGGUCAAAUACCCAGAAGUGCAAGAGAAAGUUCAGUCGGAGAUCGAUCGUGUGAUCGGACAGACACGUCAACCGCUGAUGGAAGAUCGGGCGCAUCUGCCGUACACCUACGCUGUGAUUCAUGAGGUUCAGAGGUUUGCAAACGUCCUCGCCUUCAUUCCACCGAGAGUAGCCUGCAGAGACACGACAGUAGCUGGAUAUCUCAUUCCUAAGGGUGUGAUGGUGCUACCAAUGCUAAAGCCGAUCCUUGAGGACAAGAAUGAGUACGAAACACCACACGAGUUCAACCCUGCGCACUUUCUGGAUGAACAUGGCAAAUUUCUCAAGAGGGAAAACUUCAUCCCCUUUUCAAUAGGUAAGAGGAUGUGCUCGGGUGAGCAGAUGGCCCGUAUGGAGCUCUUUCUCAUUUUCACCUCCCUGAUGCAGAAUUUUACUUUCCUGCCACCUGAAGGAAAAACUCUGAGUCUGAAAAGGACGGUGGCCAUCGCUUCUGCUCCUGAGCCUUUCUGCAUACGUGCCAUACCGCGAUAAUGCCACACCUUACCGUAUUAAAAUGGAGGAAUUGAUACAAACACAGAUAAAAAACUAACAUAAGUGCAUGUGUUUUCUGUUUGUAACAUGUUGUUUUUGUUUUAUUGAAUUGCAUGUGAAUCAUUUAUUGUUUUGCAUAUAUUCUACAGAAAUGACUAUAACAGAUCUGCCUAAAGAUGCCAUUAGACGGUCAUGUCUACAAUGCUACAAUGUCCGCAGUCUACAAAGCAUGUUGCAAGAUGUCCCUUGUGAGUUUUCAUGGAUUUGAAAACAUCACCAAACACCUGCUGUGUGCAAGAAUUUUUUACAGUUCCUCUAGACCAAGGGUGCCCAAACUUUUUCCUACCAAGGGCCAAAAUUCAAACCUGACUGAGGGCUGGGGGCCGAAAGUAAAUAUUGCUGUGUUAUAUUAAAAUUAAAGUUACCCUGAUUCUCCUAAUUUAUACUUUUGUAAUAUUAAAAAAAAAAAUAAGCAUUACUCUGUUUAUGCAUAACUAAUGCAUUAACAUUAUUAGCCUAUAAUACCCGAGAUUGUUUCGAGUUUACAUGUUAUACACCUUCAAGUUUGCAUGUCAAUUUAAUUCCUUGAAUUAUAUUUCAGUUUACAUUUUUGUAAUGUAUAAAUAAAACAAAAAAAUUUACAUUUUAGAAAAUGUUUGAUUAGAAAUAUCUGCAUCAAUGACGUUGAUCUUUUUUCCUUAUCUCACGUGGCAUGAUGGGCCAAAUUAAAGGUCAUUGCAGACCAACUUUGGCUGGCGGGCCAAUAUUAGUUUGGGCACCUCUGCUCUAAUAAAUAAUAAAGACUAGAUGAUUUUCUGCUACAGAAAUGUAUUCACACAUAUUCAUUCUUUGUAAAACCUUUAUUUGCACUUUGGUAUAUUUUGCACUUUUAGCAUCAUUUUAACAAUGUUAUGAAUAUGCCAAUUUUAACAUCAUUAAAUCUUCAAGCUCAAUAUAACAUUUCUGCCUUAUUUUUGACUGUAAAUGGCUCUUUUAAUAUCAUAAACAUCACAACUCAAGAAUUCAAGAUGUCAGUUUAGUGCCAAAAGCAGGUAAGCUGGUUUGCAAUAUGGGCCUUUCAACUUAUAGGACGUUUCUGGAUUGAUGACUGGAAAGCAAGCAUUCACAUCAUUUCCACCUGGUCUCCUGCAUCUGCAGUCAUCUUUGAUGUCAAUGGUCUUGAUGUUGUGAUCAUGGUAUGAUGCCAGAUGGUUGUUAAUAUUUGUUUUGUCAGUAGUUAAUUAUUAAGUUUAAUUAAGAUAUUAUAUUGAAGAAAAUAUGGACUGAAUCAUUCAAAGGAUCAGUUCCCUACCCAUUCAGUCUUCAUCAUCUGAUAUUCAUCCCCGGCUCAGGUAAGCAGACAGGUGUGAAGGCCAAGGACAGUAAAACGUGUCUAAUUGUCUCAUAAAAUGAG